AUAAGCUUCAUUAUCAACCUCAUUCUUCCAUUCUCCACCUUCAAAACCCAAAAACAAAAAUGUCAAAAUCUCAAUGCAUUUUCUUUCUUCUUAUAAUUCUCCUUCUAACUUCAAACACUCACACAGUAGUAGGCCAUACUAAGGGAAUUAAGCCAAGAAAAAAACCUAAUCUACCGAUCAGUGUAAAUCAGACAAGAGCUGAACUCUCGGAAAUGCAGUUCAUGAAGUGGAUUAAGUUUGUCGGCAAACUAAAACAUUCAGUUUUCAGGACAGCAAAAAACAAGCUGUUCCCUUCGUAUACUCUUACAGUUGAUAAAAAUCCAAAUUAUGGUGAUUUUACUUCGAUACAAGACGCCAUUGAUUCUCUUCCUUUCAUUAAUCUUGUGAGAGUUGUCAUCAAGCUUCAUGCAGGAGUUUACAAAGAGAAAGUAAGCAUACCACCAUUAAAGUCCUUCAUAACAAUAGAAGGAGCAGGAGCAGAAAAAACAAUUGUAGAAUGGGGAGACACAGCACAAACACCAGGAGCAAGAGGGCAGCCUAUGGGAACAUACAAUUCCGCGACUUUUGCAGUAAAUUCGCCUUAUUUUAUCGCCAAAAACAUCACAUUUAAGAAUACAACGCCAGUACCGGCACCAGGCGCAAUAGGAAAACAAGCAGUGGCAUUCAGAAUAUCAGCAGAUACAGCAGCUUUUCUUGGCUGCAGAUUCCUGGGAGCUCAGGACACACUCUAUGAUCAUCUGGGGCGGCAUUAUUACAAAGAUUGUUACAUUGAAGGUUCCGUUGAUUUCAUCUUCGGCAACGCCUUGUCCUUAUUCGAGGGAUGUCACGUGCACGCGAUAGCGCAGUAUACGGGGGCGUUAACGGCGCAGGGGAGGAGUAGCAUAUUGGAUGACACGGGGUUUUCAUUUGUGAACUGUAAGGUCACGGGGUCGGGAGCACUGUACCUUGGAAGGGCAUGGGGUCCUUUUUCUCGAGUGGUGUUUGCUUAUACUUAUAUGGACAACAUUAUCAUUCCUAAAGGCUGGUAUAAUUGGGGCGAUCCUACUCGUGAAAUGACUGUGUUCUACGGACAGUAUAAGUGCACAGGACAAGGAGCUAGCUUUGCUGGGAGGGUAUCAUGGUCCAGAGAACUUACUGAUGAAGAAGCUAAACCUUUUAUUUCACUUACUUUCAUUGAUGGCUCUGAAUGGAUCAAGAUUUAAAACAUAUUUAACCAUUUUUUUAUGUUUUUUUAGAUGUUCAUUAGCAUAUGUAUUUUAGUGGUAAUUAGGAAUCUUAUUAUAUUUGAAUAAAGGGCCGUCCCAAUACUUAAACUUAUAAAACGGGUUUAUAUA
This is a messenger RNA of Mercurialis annua (annual mercury), 1334 nucleotides long. RefSeq names its product probable pectinesterase 53. Lineage: Eukaryota; Viridiplantae; Streptophyta; Magnoliopsida; Malpighiales; Euphorbiaceae. Gene Ontology annotation, molecular function: pectinesterase activity. The record is from RefSeq and is a predicted model, not a curated record. The transcript has 5 exons. Gene Ontology annotation, biological process: cell wall modification. Bases 60 to 1202 code for a protein of 380 amino acids.